UUGUUGCCUCUCUUGGGCUCUUCUCUUUGUAUCCGGCUUUUUCCCUUUUGCUUUUCGGGCUCAAGUGUUCUAAGUUGCAGGAUUCCGUAAGCGCAAGCGCACGCGCGUGUGUUACGCACGUGCGGCCAUGCUGCGAUGGGCAGCAUUGGCGGCAGUGCUCGCAGCCGCCGUUUGUGCAGACGAAAGCUUUGACCAUGCUGUCUCUGUAGAUGCUGAUGGACGUACGAAUGAGUACUCACAUCAUUUGGAAUCAGAGCCUUUGAGUCUGAGUGAAAUCACUCCACAUUGGUCCUUGGAUGAUGCAGCUCUCCUUCCACAACAACAUGUGACGAACAGCCAGCCGAGCCAAUCGGAGGAGGAUGAAUCAGCUGAUGAUGAAUCAACUGAUGAUGAUGGUGAUGAUGAGGAGAGCUCAGAGGAAGCGGUUGGGACCGAAAAAGGGAACUUCUCCUUUUCGUACCGUCAACACGUGACAGGCUCCACACCCACCGGACCGUUAGGAAUCGGCACGCCAUCGGUGGGUUUGAACAUGAUCUUGGAUACGGGGAGCGACAAGUUCGUGGCAAAGACCUGGUCAACCAUCAAGGCAGAGCUGGAUAAGAUCGAUGCCGGUGCUUCAGAGGAGGUCUUCCCGGGAAACAAGAUUUACAACCACAACUCGUCCAAGUCCUAUAUGCAACUCUUUGCUUCUCAACAUGGAAGGAAAGUCCCACGUCAGGGAUUCAUUGCAUAUGGAAGUGGCAUGGCCAUCACCUUGGAAGGCAAAGAGACCAUUCGUGUUGGAACUGAUGAGAGGUUUAUAAGCAUGCACAAGUUUCCCAUCUCCGAGAUUAGCCUGGACUCCCUUCAGAUUUUGCAUUCUUCGAAAGGAAUCUCAGGUAUCCUUGGACUUCAGCAUAUGAUGAAUCGAUCAUUGGGCCAGUCCUUCUAUUCCGUUCUCAGGGACAAAGGGAUCUUGAAUUCUUUUGGCUACUGCCGUGGCAAAGACAAUGAUGGUACCUUCAUUUGGGGGGACAAAUCCUCUGAUGGCAAAGCUGUGGAUGUGGCUGGGCAAAUGCAUUGGGCAGUGACAGUGAAGAACAUGCACGUGAAGAAGCACAAGCAUCAUGCCACCUCCUUUAUGGAGCGCUUUGAUGCGCGGAGCAGCGACGAGGAGGAUGCGGAUGUAUUCUUAGAACAAGAGGCGAGUGGGAUCGACAGUUGUUUGUUCAUCGUGUGCGAGUGUUUGGGAACGCACUUGGGCUUUCUGGAUCGCAACUUGGUCGUUUCACCACAGACUGUGUCUUGGUGUCACCAUCAUCCGCAGAACCACUCGCACUCCAAGUUCCAUAAGUUCCACAUCUGUCGGAAAAGCCAAUGCGUGGCCGUGAUCGACACUGGAUCCAAUAUCAUUGCAAUGCCAUCCGAAGCUGUGAGGACUCUAACGAAGAUCUUGGAUGUUGCCACUGAUUGCUCCAACAUGGAGCACCUGCCGAAUCUUCACUUCGUGCUCGGAGACGACAUGCACGUCUCUUUGCCACCAAGUGCCUACAUCAUGAAGGUUCAAAUGCCAAGGCUGAAAGAGGAUCCCAACUCCCAAGCGGAGGAUUCGGAGAUGAGAAGCGCCACCUCCGAGAAUGCGGAUGCCAACCUCGAGGAGGACGAUGACGAUGAAGCGAGUGACGAUGCCAAGGCUGUGGGAUCCACACGCUUCCGGAUGGCUCGACGUCAUGAAGCGGCUGAACUCACAGAAGAAGAAGCAAGGGAAGCACAAGAAGCUCAAACUCAGCGCUACCAGGCACAAGUGGACUCCUUGGUGGAGGAUACAUAUCGCGAACAUGGUCUGGAUCUUCGCGCGGUGCUUCGAGUUGACCUUACCCAAUUCCUUCUGAACUCUUCGACAUUGUGCAUGCCUGCUAUAGUGCCUUUGGAUCGCGAAACUCAGAAGGGAACUCUUCUUGUGAUUGGUGGCCCUCUCUUUGAAAAGUACUAUACCAGGUGGUCUUGGCCCACUGGGGAAAAGCCAAAAGUCUACAUGAAGAAUCUUCACAAAGCAGAGACUUGCAUGGUGAAGGAAGAGGAAGAAGAGGAGGACACCGGCGGCAGCAAAAGCUCAGCACCCAAAAUGACGGUUUGGCGGUCCCACCAAAAGGGGCGAAUGAUUCGUGCAGAGAAAAUCAAGCAAAGACAUUCUGCGGAGCUGAGCGAGAUGUCUGCAACUCUGAAACUUCGAGAGAUCAGCCUGGAUGAGAUUCGGUAUCCGCACUGGGCCAAGUACAUUGAUGAUCUCUGACAGCCAUGAGCAUCAGUGCGAAAAGAAUGAGAUUCUUUCUGGC
Molecule: messenger RNA, 2315 nt
Organism: Durusdinium trenchii
Lineage: Eukaryota; Dinophyceae; Suessiales; Symbiodiniaceae
Source: the annotation of a GenBank genome assembly